CGCCGCCGCUUCUGCGCAGGCGCGUGUUGCCCGUCUCCUCAGAGGGGACCGACCGACUGACAGGGAUUCGGAGUCGCGGCCCACCGACCGGAGCGGAGUCUCGCUCAGACGCGGCGUCAUGUUCCGGCGGAAACUGUCCGCGCUCGACUACCACAACCCGGCUGGGUUCAACUGCCGAGAUGAAACUGAAUUCCGAAACUUCAUCGUCUGGCUCGAAGACCAGAAAAUCCGACACUACAAAAUAGAAGACAGAGGAAAUCUGAGGAACAUCCACAACGCUGCGGAGUGGACAAAGUCCUUUGAGAAGUACCUGAAAGAUGUGAAUUGCCCCUUCUCCGUACAAGAGCGGCAAGAAACGAUUGAUUGGCUGCUGGGAUUAGCUGUGAGGCUCGAGUACGGGGACAACGCUGACAAAUACAAGGACGCCGCGCCUGAGGGGGCCAAGAACGAGGACAACGCGGCCAAAAACGCAGAGCCCCUUAUAAACCUAGAUGUGAACAACCCCGACUUCAAAGCCGGCGUGAUGGCUUUGGCCAACCUCCUUCAGAUCCAGCGCCACGACGACUACUUGGUGAUGCUUAAGGCGAUUCGCAUCUUGGUUCAAGAGCGCCUGACGCAGGACGCCGUAGCCAAGGCGAGUCAGUCGAAAGAGGGAUUGCCGGUUGCCUUGGACAAGCACAUUCUUGGCUUUGACACAGGAGAUGCCGUUCUCAACGAGGCGGCCCAGAUCCUCCGGCUCCUGCACAUAGAAGAGCUCCGUGAGCUGCAGACGAAGAUCAACGAGGCCAUCGUGGCAGUUCAGGCGAUCAUCGCCGAUCCAAAAACUGACCACAGACUGGGCAAAGUGGGGAGAUGAACCCCUGGGGGGAAAAAAGGCUCCCGGUUCUCGCGUUCUCAGCUGCGUGGGUGGGGGGACCGCCCCACAAUCCCAGCAUGCAAUUCAUAAUGGAUACCGCCCCGGUGUUUGGAAACAAAAUGGAAGGGGGGCCCCCACCAACAAUGCCACUAAAUAUCGUUUUUCUUUACAUCAAUAAAUCUUGGGUUUAAAGAGAGAAA
Messenger RNA from Heteronotia binoei (common prickly gecko), 1056 nucleotides. It is a transcript of the gene RTRAF, whose product is annotated as RNA transcription, translation and transport factor. Bases 119 to 856 code for a protein of 245 amino acids. Gene Ontology annotation, molecular function: RNA binding. NCBI's taxonomy places the organism in Eukaryota, Metazoa, Chordata, Lepidosauria, Squamata, Gekkonidae. The transcript is spliced from 8 exons. Gene Ontology annotation, biological process: tRNA splicing, via endonucleolytic cleavage and ligation. The record is from RefSeq and is a predicted model, not a curated record. Gene Ontology annotation, cellular component: tRNA-splicing ligase complex.